GUCGACGGGCCCUCUUGCUCUCCUUCCCACCAUAGUCACCCCCGCUCGCCGCGUUCUUGAGCGUCUACAUGAGAGCAAAUCGCGAGGAACAUUCGCUUUCAGAAGGAAUUAAUUCAUCUUAGUGCUGUGCGAGGCUGGAGGUCUAGUGGGGGUCGCUAAAACAAAGCUAUGCAGCCUCUCUCUCCUUUUAGACCCCGUGCCGGCUGGUUUCUUAUAUUUGAUCCCCCCGUCUUCAACUCACUGGCAGUUCCACUCUCGCCGUCUUUGCGCCGUCCUCGCUCCUCACUGCGUUCGCUAUGUAACUUUUCCUUCUCCAACUCCAUCACCACUCCCACCCGUUGGCCACCACAGCGCGCAUUCUCGACCAUAGCGCAUUCUCAUAGCAACCUAUUCGACUACACGUCAGGGCGGUGGAUGUAAGUCUCGUAACAUGUCAUUCUACGGCGGAUAUGCCAUCUCACGGCCGUAUUCGACCAUGUUCCAGCAUCAACGAUGCUCUUCGCCUCGCAGAGCGCAGACGCGUCUUCAACGUCGACGGGUUAUGUCGACUCGCAGCCGAGUCCGUCGGUCGGAGUCUCGACGAUAUCGUCGACUUGGCGAAACUCGCCGAGGGAGGGUUCAACCGUACCUUCCUCAUCACCAUGCACGGUGACUUCCAAAUGGUGGCGCGUAUCCCAUACCCGAUUAUGGUCCCCAAGUACUACGCCAUCGCUAGUGAAGUGGCCACUAUGGCCUUACUCCGUUCCUCUGGGCUGCCUAUACCUGAGGUAUACGGAUACUCGCCUACGUCGGACAACGCGGCGGGGACAGAGUAUAUCUUCAUGGAAUUUGUCCAGGGCACCAAGUUAAGCGACGUAUGGCUCAACCUAGGGGAACGGGAAAUCAGUUCGGUCUUGCGCCAACUUGCGCAACUCGAGUCGAAGAUGAUGUCGAUCGCUUUCCCGGCCGGCGGAAGCCUGUACUACGCAGAAGACCUGAAGAAGGUGGCCGGGGAGGCGGGCAUCCCGCUAGAGGACGCGCGUUUCUGCGUCGGUCCAGAUACAAGACUGCCUCUGUGGUACGGUAGGAGAUCACAGCUCGACGUAGAUAGGGGACCAUACAAAAGCGCCGAAGCAACGCUCGCACGAGCAGCCCACAAGGAACGGACGUAUCUGGAGCGUUUCGGUCAACCGCUAUUGCCGUUCGAACGCGUGAGGAGGGAAGGUUACCAGUACCAGGAGCAGCCGCCGUCGGAUCACAUCGAGAACCUGGACCGCUAUCUCCUCAUCGCGCUGUCACUCGUCCCCAGGAACCCGGCCCUGCGUCAUUUCUGCAUCCGCCAUCCCGACCUCCACCCGAGCAAUAUCAUCGUUUCGACGUCGCCCGACUCUAAGUGGCAAGUCGUCGGCCUGCUCGACUGGCAACACGCCCCGAUCCUACCCCCAUUUCUCCUUGCCGGUGUACCCCAACGCCUCCAGAACUACGAUGAUCCUAUCUCGCAAGCUAUGACGCGGCCUUCGCUACCGGAGAAUUUGGAGGACUUGGACAAAGCCGAGCAAAUCCGAGAGAAGGAACUCUACCAUCGCCGCCUCGUCCAUUACCACUACGUCAAGAGCACAGAGAAAUACAACGAGCUCCAUUACGCGGCGUUGACAGACCCCGCGGGCGUUCUCCGCCGCCGCCUCUUCCACCACGCCAGUGAGCCGUGGGAGGGCGAGACUCUCGCGCUGAAGGUUGCGCUGAUGGAUGCGACAGCAAACUGGGAAGCGCUUACGGGGGGAGGCGCGCCGUGUCCAGUCGCGUUUGACGCCGAGGACGUACGCGAGACGAAGAAGCUGGAUGGAGUACAGAGUGGAGCGGACGAGGUUAUGGAGGCGCUCCGGAACAUGAUCGGCUACGGGCCGGAGGGCUGGGUGCCCACCAAGCGCUACGAGGAGGUCAUGACACGCAGCAAGCAGCUGAAGGAGGGUGCGUUGGCGGCGGCCGAGUCGGCGAAGGAACGGGCUGAGAUGGCGACGCACUGGCCCUUGGACGACAUGGACGAAGAGAAAUACAUGUAAUGAAUCGAGCUAGAUAUUCCGCCGGUGCUGUAUCUUAUCUGCUGUUGUAUUUAUGGCGGCCCAAAUAAUAUCAGCAGGAAACGUCUUGUAGGGGAGGAAUCCGUCGACGCCGCCGUCCUUUGGCUUCAUUUCCGAUCGCACUUGUUUGUAAUCCUUCGUGCUAGCUGUAGUGUCAUGGCACCGUUUGUAAUCUAUAGACCGUAUACAAGGCAGAAUAAAAGAACAACAAUA
Guyanagaster necrorhizus is the source of this 2270-nucleotide messenger RNA. Its product is annotated as protein kinase subdomain-containing protein PKL/CAK/Fmp29. The transcript is spliced from 2 exons. The coding region runs from base 450 to 2039 and encodes 529 amino acids. Gene Ontology annotation, cellular component: mitochondrion. NCBI's taxonomy places the organism in Eukaryota, Fungi, Basidiomycota, Agaricomycetes, Agaricales, Physalacriaceae. The record is from RefSeq and is a predicted model, not a curated record.